Molecule: messenger RNA, 684 nt
Organism: Emiliania huxleyi CCMP1516
Lineage: Eukaryota; Haptophyta; Isochrysidales; Noelaerhabdaceae
Exons: 2
Coding region: 1-684 (227 amino acids)
Source: RefSeq, a predicted model, not a curated record
AUGUGCAGGGGGGGUACCGAGCAGUGUGCGGCCGCUCCAGGGACCAUCAUGGCCGUCCUUUGGGGGGCGUACUUCGCGUUCCUAACGGGGUUCUGCAUGUUGUAUGCGAGGGCGGCGCAGAGGGCGGCGGAGGAGAAGGAGGCGGCGCGGCACGCGGAGGAGCUGCUGGCGGAGGUCGAGGCGGAGAAGCGCGCCAAGGGCAAGAAGGGCAAGAAGAAGAAGAAGAAGGGCGGGGGGGCGGGCGGGGCUGGGCCGUCGCAGGAGCCCGAGGAGGUUGCCGAGGCGCCGUCGGCGGCAGACGCAGCCGAGGCGGCGAAGAAGGCCGAGGAGGCGAGGAUCCUCCUGCUUCUCGAGACGCUCACCGAGGAGAGGAUGCGGUUUGGCAUCACGGCGGAGAGCCAGGCGGCGGCGUCGGCAGAGGUGGCCGAGGCGGCUCGCUUGGCCGAGGAGGCGGAGGCGGCGGAGGCGGAGGCGGAGGCGGAGGACGAGGCUGCCGCAGAGGAGGAAGCGGUGACUGAGGCGGCGGCGGCGGCAGCGGCGGCGGCAGCGGCGGCGGCCGCGGCCGAAGCGGCGGCGGCCGAGGCGAAACUGGCCGUUGCCAAGGAGAGGCGCGCGGCCACUGCCGCUGCGAGGGCCAAGGCGGCGGCCGCCAGGAUGGCGGUGGAGGCGGCUCAGCGCGCAUAG